AUUAGGUGAGGUUUGGUUAAAGUGUGACUGGACAUUGGUGUGCACUAUAGGCAGGCUUACAGUGUAGGUCAAAAGCAUUACCUUAUAAACGGGCAGUAUAUAUACAGGCAGGAGGAACAAAACACCACAUCACAGACAUUCAUCUGUCAGCCAUGCGUGUCAUCAACAUCGGUCCAGACCCAUCUCUGGCAUAUCGGCCAAAUUUGGACGUGGAUAAAACCAAAGAAAAGGAAGACUACAGAAACUUCAAGAGUGGAAAUCUCAUUGACCGUGUGUUCAACACAUACAAGCUGAUGCACACCAAUCAGACGCUGGACUUUGUGAAACAAAAACACUCUGUAUGGGCCAGCUGCAACCAUGAUCAUAAGAGGAUGAUGGACGCCAUCAUGUCUCUAGACCAGCUGGUGGACGAGUCCGAUCCUGAUGUGGACUUCCCCAACUCCUUCCACGCCUUCCAGACUGCUGAGGGCAUCCGCCAAGCACACCCGGACAAAGACUGGUUCCAGUUGGUGGGUCUGAUCCAUGAUGUUGGAAAGACAAUGGCUUUUUGGGAUGAACCCCAGUGGGCUGUAGUUGGUGACACCUUCCCAGUGGGCUGCAAGUUUCAAAACUCCAUUGUCUUCAGAGACAAUACCUUUAUGGAUAACCCCGAUGAGAAAACUUUCAGCUACAAGUUGGUAUUUUCAUGUUACAUUAGCAAAAUAUGUGCUUGAAGGUCUACCCCUUACCCUAA
Messenger RNA from Etheostoma cragini (Arkansas darter), 733 nucleotides. It is a transcript of the gene miox, whose product is annotated as myo-inositol oxygenase. Gene Ontology annotation, biological process: inositol catabolic process. The transcript has 9 exons. NCBI's taxonomy places the organism in Eukaryota, Metazoa, Chordata, Actinopteri, Perciformes, Percidae. The record is from RefSeq and is a predicted model, not a curated record. Gene Ontology annotation, cellular component: cytoplasm. Bases 153 to 713 code for a protein of 186 amino acids. Gene Ontology annotation, molecular function: inositol oxygenase activity; iron ion binding.